CCCGCGGGUUGGGGGGGGGGGGGGGGAGGCGUUGCCAAGGCGACGGGCGGCCCGGCCGCGGGGCCGCGCUCAGCUCACUUCUGCAGGAUGCCACACAAGAUCGGUUUUAUAGUCGUUAGUUCAUCAGGACACGAAGAUGGCUUCAGCGCAAAAGAGCUGAUGGUUCACGCACCAACAGUGAACGGAUGGCGAUCACCACGACUCUGUCAGUAUCCACAGGAAAUUGUUCUGCAGUUGGUGGAAAGAUGCCGAAUACGAAAACUGCAGUUGCUUGCCCACCAAUACAUGAUUUCAAGCAAAAUCGAGUUCUACAUCAGUGAAAGCUUACCUGAAUACUUUGCUCCUUAUCAGUCAGAGAGGUUUCACAGACUAGGUUAUGUCCCUCUCUCAGACAAUGAAAAGACUGGUUUCAAAGCACGAGAGUUAAAAUCUGUUUAUAUGGAUGCAGUUGGCCAGUACCUGAAGCUGAUUUUCCAUAAAAAUUAUGCCAAUAAAUACAACUUGUACAGUCAGGUUGCCCUAGUUGCUGUAAAUAUCAUUGGAGAUCCAGCAGACUACAGUAAUGACAGCAAUAAUAAUCCUUCCAGAGAAAAGCUGAUAGACCACUACUUAGGAAGUAAAUCAGAUGAUCCUGCCUUAGAUGGAACAUACCUCGGGAAACCUGAUUUCAUUUCACCUCUGGAUGAUUUGGCUUUUGAUAUGUACCAGGAUCCAGAAGUUGCUCAGAUAAUACGUAGACUAGAUGAGAAAAAGCGUGAAGCUGUCCAUCAUGAACGCUACGAUUAUGCCAAGAAACUCAAACAAGCAAUUGCAGACUUGCAAAAGGUAGGGGAACGACUUGGACGGUAUGAAGUAGAGAAGCGCUAUGCUGUAGAGAAAGAGGAUUAUGAUCUUGCUAAAAAGAAAAAACAACAAAUGGAAGCAUACCGCCUGAAAGUGUAUCAGCAACUGCAGCUCCACAACCUUAUGGAUGCUGAGCUGAUGAUUCGAAAGCCAGCUGAAUUGCCUUUGGAGCCUGUGAUCUAUGCUAACAAUGCUCAGCACAUAAAAGCUACAAAUUCACCUUCUUGUGAGCAGAUAGAACCACAAAAAGAAGAGCUUUGGAAUGCAGAGUCUUUGCUAGAAGAAAAGGCAGUACAGCCCGCUUCUCCUGAGCCUGUUUUUUCCCAUCAGUCUUCUCCUCCUGCUGUGGCUCAUCCCAAAACUUCCAGGGAAGUGUUUCCCAAAGAAAAUGUUGAAUUUUUACCUUAUGAUGAGAGACCUCUUCCAGCUGUCCGUAAACAUUCUGAGGAAGCAAUUACAUACCUUGAGCCAGAGAUGACUGAAGGGGAUAUCAAUAAUACUCCAAGAAGUGGCAUUACCAGGGAACCAGAACCGCUAACUGAGAAGGCACUGAGAGAGGCCAGCCCUGCUAUUGAAGUUUUUGGAGAAGCCUUGGUCUCAGGAGCAUAUUCCAAAACUUGGUCAUAUCGAGAAGAUGCAUUACUAGCUGUAUAUCAGAAGCUGAUGGAAAUGUCAGUGAGCACUCCAAAGGAGGAUUUAAAGAACAUGAUGAGGGCUGCCAUUUUUCUUGUAAGGAGAGCCAUAAAAGACAUAGUAUCUUCAGUUUUUCAAGCUUCCCUGAAACUUUUAAAAAUGAUUAUUACACAAUAUAUACCAAAACAUAAACUAGGAAAACAAGAAACUUCUCAUUGUGUGGAAAAAACACUUCCAAGUUUGCUUUCUAGAACAGGAGACUCUUCAUCCCGUCUUCGCCUUGUUGCUUCUAACUUUAUUCAGGAAAUGGCAUUGUGUAGUGAAGUUAAACCUCUUCAAAUUGUUCCAGUUCAUUUGGUUCAACCAUUAAAACCGAAUUCCCCAACACAUCUGGCAAUGAGUCAAGUGGAAUUAGUGGAAUGCCUCUUGAAAGAUAUGGGAACUGAAAACUCUGGGUUUACCAUCAGCAACGUCAUGAAGUUUGCAACAGGAGCUUUGGAACACAGAGUUUAUGAAGUUCGUGAUGUAGCUUUGCGGAUUAUCUUCGAUAUGUAUAGGAAGCACAAAGCUGCCAUACUGGAAUAUCUUCCUCCUGAUGAUGCAAGCAUUCGCAAGACUGUUCUCUAUAAAACACUCUUUGAUGGAUUUACUAAAAUAGAUGGUAAACUUUCUGAAGCUGAAAUCAGGGCACAGAAAAAGGCAGCAACAGAAGAAGCAGAGAAACAGAAGAAGGAAGAAAUAAAAGUUCUACAAGAUCAGCUGGCAGCUCUAAAGGAGAUACAAGCAGAAGUUCAAGCUGGAAAGGAAAAAGAGUCUGAUUUUCAGAAGCCAAAGGAUCAAGGUUACCCAGUAAACAGAAGUCCACAGUCUGCAGCAGCAGAGAUUCCAGAUGAUCGUUCCUCUGUUGCAAAUUACUUGGAUAACUUAUGCAUUUUUUGUGGUGAAAGGGAUGAAUCCUUCACAGACGAAGGACUGGAUCUCCAUUACUGGAAACAUUGUCCUAUGUUAACCAGAUGUGAGCACUGCAGACAGGUGGUGGAAAUAGCAAGCCUGACGGAGCACUUGUUGACUGAGUGUGAUAAAAAGGAUAGCUUUGGGAAAUGUCAGCGAUGCAGUGAGGCCCUUCCAAAGGAUGAGUUGCCCAAACAUAUUAAGAGCAAGAUUUGCAAUGCUGCCAAACCAGAACAAGUGGCAAACCAUUGCCCGCUGUGCCAUGACAACUUUUCUCCUGGAGAGGAGGCCUGGAAGUCUCACCUAAUGGGCAAAGAUGGCUGUAAAAUGAAUCUGCGGAGAUUAUCCACAAUAAAUAAAACUCUUCUAGUGCAGCCUGGAAGAAUAGGUGGCCACUAUUUAAGGAAACCAGAUCCUUCAGGAGCAAAAGCUCGACCUCCCUCUAUAGGAAGCAAGAUCCCAACCCCAAGAGGGGGCCCAAAUAAAGGCACUGGCAAAACAUACUCAAAGCGAUGACAGGACAAGUAUGGUAUUCUUUGUUGUAAUAACUGGGCAUGUAGUUAUUAAUAGUUGUUUAAAAUCGUGGGCAACGUAUCAUCUUUCUCAUUUGACUACCCGAAGUUGUUUUUCAGCCUUGAGCAGUACUUGCCUCAUCUGAGAACUGCAAUCCAUAACUUCUUUGGUAGCUGUCCGUGCAGCACUGUGGUUUUGUCCAUGAAAUGUGCUUGUUAGAAAUAGGCACGUGUUCUGGGACAGACCUAUCCUGCCUCAUUCCCUGGAUAGCACAAGGAAGGCUCUGCAUGGGUCAAUGACUCGUUCCUCACAUUUAAAAAAAUAAAAAAUAAAAAAAAUCUAAAUAGGAUAGAAUUAAUGUGGAGCAAAAUCAGCACCAGAGCUGUGCCCUAGCUAGUGGAUUAGUCUCAGGCUGUGGUUCUAACAGUCUGGUUUUGAGAUCCAGUAGGGAAUUUCCUUAAGAUCCAAAAGCCACUCGUUUCUGUUUUUUUUGUUUGUUUUUUUUUCCUUAGAGAACAGCAAGAAAGUUACCAAGCAGAAAUUGUACUAGGCUUUCAGGACAGAGCUGAAAAGAAAUUUUCUUUUGAGCUAAGUCUAAUGCUUGUUUAACAUUAUACAUUCCGUAAGUUUGGGAAAUAAUACUUAUACUUACCACUUGGUCACUUCAGUGUAAAAAUUGCAGCAUAUCUUGCUAAUAGUUUGCUGCUAAAAUUAACUUUAUAAUGUGCUGAAAGAACUAGCUUCAAUUUUUGUUUGUCUUCCCAUCAGAUGCCAGCGGUAGACAAAUAGGUUGUUUGUUUACACUGUGUGUACGGGCUGGAUUAGGAGAUAGGUCUCAUGUAUGUAUUUUUGCACUACAUCACUGCAUUUACAGAGAUUUCAUCAUAAUUAAACUUGAGGAAAUACCAAUGAAAAAUGAAUAUAUAGUGAGCAAAAUAGACUUGUGGCAGUUGCCCAGGUUCCUUGGUGGGAUGGAGUUAGUAUCUUACUGUAGCAGAUGAAUGAAGAUAUUGCUGUAUAUUUGGCAUAAGGUGAAAUGAAAAAUGCAUGCACUAAUUUAAAAGAUAACUUCACUCUCCUUAGGAAUACCAGAGCCUGUAAUUUUCUGAGCUCAAGCAUGUUAAUAAUGUCCAGUGAAUGGAUCUCUCUGCUUGGGUCAGCCCAGGCUCCAGGAGUAACACAACCCAUGCAUGGCUGAGAAUUGGUUUCGCUGCUGAAGCCUGGCCUUUACAUACACUUCAGGUUUAGAAUCUUAAAGCUAGUAGCACGGUACCCAAAGUGCUACUCGACACCAAGAAUUAGCACCAAAUAAAAAAGCUGAAGGGCUGGCUGGGUAUUGCUGCAUGACAUGCCGUUACGUAGGCAGUAACAUGAAAUAGCUAUUCCGUGCUGCCUCGCUGUGCACUAAGUGCCUUAUUAGUCCGCUUGACAAGAGGAUUAAGCUAAGCUGCAAGAAUCCCGUUUGGUAUAUAAGAAGCGUGUGUACCUAUGGAGCUACUGUAAAAGUAAAGUCGUGCUUUCAAAUCUCAUACAGUUAAUACUGAGAUAUUUACCUAAGAGCUGACCCCUUUAAAAAAAAAAAAAAAGACUGAAAAGCUUGAAUUAGUAAAUUUAGUCCUUUUUUUCUGCUUUAAUGUAUGUCCUCUCAGCUCCCUUCUAAAUGCAGCUCUAAUACGGAGUUUCUCUAAUUAGAUCUGUUAGAUCAGCAUGUGACUGUUUAAAAGCUUCAAAGAGAACAAAUUAUAUUAAGGCACAAUCAAUGAAGCCUUGGACCUAAAGCAACACUCCUAGCAUUUCUACUGGUAGCGUUUAGGCAACUGCUUUCCAGGAUAGAAUUAAUUGCGCCUGUGUUGAUGUCCACCACAGGUACAGGAAUGAGUGAUCACGGUAAUAUAAGGAGGAGAUCUGGGGGUCGUGCUGUUUGCUAUCACGGAGUGAAUUUGCAGUGUUGCUUUGUACAUAUAUAGCACUGAUUUUAUAAUAUACAGGUUUUAUAGUUUGCGUGCAGCCUAUCUACAAGCUCGUGAUUUUUACAGGUAGAUCAGUGCACUUAUAUUUUCAAAGUCUUUAUAUAAAUUUUCUUUAUUCCUAAUAUAUAUUAAUAAAUAUACAACCACAAUGAAUAUAUAUAUUUAUAUAUGUAUGUAUGUUUACUUCUACUUUAGUGACACAGGUUCCCACUUUAGAACCUUAUUCCUUAUGCAAGCAAAGUAACCAUUGAUUUUGCUCAGAGAUUAGGCUGUGCAAUGGACUGCAGGCUCAUGAGCUAUUGCCCAGAGCAUUUUCUUUCCUUUUGGAAGCAAAGCUGUGAGCUUUCCCUUGUGAAAGUUCAAUGAAUAAUAAUAAAAAAACUGUUUGCAAAGGUCCUCCGUAUUUUCUGCACUGGCCAAUACAGCGCAUACUUUAAAUUGUAGCUCUCCAUUGCUCCUCAAGCAUGGCUUUUAAACACAGUCAAACAAAACGUAAUUAAAAUACUUAAUCAAUUAUCCUGUAUGUAGCAGGAUGUGUCCUUUUAUUUGGUAAUAUUAUGUACCAACCUUUUUAAAUGUGUUUUUAAAAAUAAAUAAAUAAAUGGCUUGAUUUAA
Cygnus olor (mute swan) is the source of this 5525-nucleotide messenger RNA. It is a transcript of the gene CEP104, whose product is annotated as centrosomal protein 104. The record is from RefSeq and is a predicted model, not a curated record. NCBI's taxonomy places the organism in Eukaryota, Metazoa, Chordata, Aves, Anseriformes, Anatidae. Gene Ontology annotation, cellular component: cilium.